Molecule: messenger RNA, 1035 nt
Organism: Pezoporus flaviventris
Lineage: Eukaryota; Metazoa; Chordata; Aves; Psittaciformes; Psittacidae
Gene: BTBD18
Product: BTB domain containing 18
Exons: 2
Coding region: 52-1005 (317 amino acids)
Biological process (GO): positive regulation of transcription elongation by RNA polymerase II
Molecular function (GO): protein binding
Source: RefSeq, a predicted model, not a curated record
CCAGCAGGGGAGGUGGGUGCUGAUCCCUGUGCCCAUCCCCGCAGGGCACCCAUGGGCUCUCCGUCAGCUGCCCCGAGGCUGCUCUACCGCAGCACCCGCCUGCUCCGCACGGCCUUCCAGCAGCUCCACCAGCAGCAGCAGCGCGCCGAUGUCUUCUGUGACGUAGUCCUGCAGGCUGAAGGCGAGGCAGUGGUGGCCCAUUGCUGCGUCCUCUCCGUCUGCAGCCCCUUCUUCAUGGAGCAGCUGGGCCGGGAGCUGCCUCCCCGGGGCGGCAGGGUGGUGCUGGAGCUGGGGGGGCUGAAGAUCAGGGUGCUGCGCAAGCUGGUGCGCUUCCUCUACACCGCCGAGCUGGACGCCACAUGGGAGGAGGUGCAAGAGGUGUUGGCGGCCGCACGCCGCCUCCAGGUCACCGAGCUCGAGUCGCUGCAGCUCCAGGGGGGACGCCUGGUGAGGCCGGGACCCCAGCGGCAGCUCAACCGCUCCUGCCUGCGCUCCACCCGGCACUGCUCCCUGCCGGUGGCAGGCAGUAGCGCUGCGCCCGGUGGUACAGAUAAUCCCCAUGGGAGCACCUGUGUCUCCCCACAAGAGAGUGCUGGUACACCCCCCCUGCACUCUCCAGAGCCCAUGCACCGCAGCCCCGUGCAGCGGGUGAAGCUGCGGAAGGUGAAGAGUGGGGGGUGCUGGGAGGUGGUGCAGGAGAGGCAGCCCCCCAGCACCAUGGCCACGGGCGAUGGGGGGGUGAUGGACCCCCAGCCCACCCUGGGUGCGGGUGCAGUGGGGCAGGUGGACAGGCGCUGCACACAGGCAGCCUGGAAGAAGCAGUGCCAGGGGUGCGCUGCACCCCAGCAGGGCUGCAGGCUAGUGCCACCGGAGGACCCCAUGGGUGACCCUGAGGAGGAAGAGGUGGAUGUGGGGAUGCUGGAGCUGUGCCUGCCCCCAGGCACUGUCUGCAUCUGGCCCUGCCCCUCGUCCGAGUCUGAUGAGGAGGUGGAUGUUCUCACCUAGGGAGGACAGCUGCUGCCCUCACCCCUGGCC